Messenger RNA from Phyllotreta striolata, 1514 nucleotides. NCBI's taxonomy places the organism in Eukaryota, Metazoa, Arthropoda, Insecta, Coleoptera, Chrysomelidae. The record is from the annotation of a GenBank genome assembly.
CUUUAGUCAUCUGUCAAUUUAUCUACACCUUCCUUUUUAGGAAAAAUUGUAGUAAUUGAUAGUACCAAAUGGAUAGUUUUUCACUCAGUAAUGAUUAUUAAAAGGCCUAAUUCGACAUUUAAACGUUGGUUUAAACGAGGUGCAGUAACAAUAAUUGUGAUAGACGCACUGUCUUGUGUUGGAAGUUACUUUAUUUGGCGUAAAAUCAACACCGAAAGAGAUUUUAGGAGAUAUCUACACGACAACUACCCGUUCGUACUAGAGGGUUACUACAAAAUCGGCGAAACCAUCGAUUCCCAAAGCCAGAUAAGGAAAAUCGACUGGGAACAUUGGAACAAAGGGGCUUAAUGAUCGGCAGAGGGGCCAGAUCGCUAUUCUGGUUAGCGGUUUGUGGUGGAACUAGUUACGUUUUGCUCACGGUAAUUCCGCAAUCGGAAGAACAAAUCAAUAAACUUCGAGAGAAACAAAAUCCGCAGGAAAGGAAGGCCAGCGAAGAUAAAGCGAGAUCGUUUAUGAAUAUACUGAGUUCCGCAUCGCAUACCGACAAGCCCUUUAACAAAUUAAACUUUUUAACCCAAAGAGAAACCGAGAGGCAAUUGAACGUACGCAAAAAGAAGGAUACGAAGGGUUCCACCGGAGCGGAUAACGAAAAAUUGGAAUUCUUCGAAUCGUUGUUCGCUGAAAAGAGAUUGUACAUAGAAAAUCUAAUAGAACUAACCAAAAGCGUACCGAUCGACGAAUUACCCGAGCACUUUAACCUUAUUUUAAAAGAAAUAGUCACUCUACAGAAAUAUGUAGCAGCUUCAAAUAUAUUCAUAAGAAACUACGAUGUCGAACGGUGCCAGAACAUUUUACAAGAUUUAACCUUAAAAUCGAAGCGAUUGGAAGACGAAUUGCUGCCCAAAAAGAAGUUUUCGUUCAAAAACCGAGCGAAACAAAGCCCCCAAGCGACCUCGAUUAAACCCAAAAGCACCGAUGUAGUCGAUAACAAAAUCAAAAUCGAACCCGACAAAAUCACCACGGGAUUCUUCGAUAAACGCAACGAAACCCUAACACUAUCCAGCACCGAUUUAUUCCAGAAAGACAUCACUUUAGAGAACCUGGAAUCCUGCACGGUGAUCCUCAAAGGCACCCCGUCCACGUUACAUUUGAACCGACUCAACGAUUGUAAAAUAUUCUGCGGACCCGUCAGUACGUCUGUGUUCGCAGAAAACUGCGAAAACUCCACGUUAGUGAUAGCCUGCCAACAGCUGAGGCUCCACGGCUCCAAGCACACCGAUAUCUACCUGUACGUGACCAGCAGGGCCAUCAUGGAGGACUGCUCGGAUAUAUCGGUGGCCCCUUACAAUUGGACGUACGAUGGCAUCGCGGACGACUUUCAAAGCGCCUCGUUCGAUUCGGCAGCCAACAAUUGGACCAGCAUAGACGAUUUUAACUGGUUGAAUCGCAAGCACUCGCCCAAUUGGAAGGUGAUCGAUGAAUCGAAUCGAGUCACCGACUGGAAUCUUAUAUAG